AUGCGUCGCUGCUCGGACGAGAAGAUGGUCGGUGAGAACCUCUUGCUCGCCUUUGCCCUCAGCAAAAUCUUUGAGGUUGUUCAAAAUAUGUGUGACUUCACGCUCCACUGCUUCUAUCUGCUCCGCUGCAACUUGUCUAGGCGAGUCGGUAACGAGCGGCAACCCAUCGAAUCCCCUGUCAACAGAGACGUAGGCCAGGUCACAAACGACACUGCCAGUGAUCUGGCUACAGACACCACAGCUGGACAGCCGCUGCUCCGCUCAGCGACAGACGGGAGCAGAGUACUGCCUGGUUAUGAUCCAGGGGGAUUUGCCCCCGUGGCUUUAUCUAGCAUCGAUGCGCCUGAGACUUCGAUCAACAGCAGUCGCGAUUGCCAGAACGACACUGCGAUUGGCGAGUAUGCCCAGAAGUACUCUACGCCCCCGACUGUUCCCCAUGAAGUUCAGACAGAUCGUGGUCACCACGUGCAGAGCCUCGGUGACGAGUGUCAUGUGGGUGGCAGAGAACACGAGAACACGGGAGCGAAUCACAUCGCCAAUGGUACAAGCAACACCAUGGCUGACCGUACAAAUGGGGAUGCCGAUGUUGAAGUAGGGAUCGAGGAUCGCGCGGCGAGCACCGCCCUCGGCAAGACUACCGCGCCCAGCAGCCUCGUCAACGGGGAGCUUGCGACCACAAUGGACGUCGAUAACAACCAUGCAGCUGGGUUGGGCCUCCUGCUUGAGAGCUGCUGGGAUAGUUCAAGGCAGGACGAUCCCCGAGGUGAUUCGCACGAGGCUACUGGCGACGGUCGCGGUAGUCCUUGCGACUAG
Messenger RNA from Microdochium trichocladiopsis, 813 nucleotides. RefSeq lists its product as uncharacterized. Lineage: Eukaryota; Fungi; Ascomycota; Sordariomycetes; Xylariales; Microdochiaceae. The record is from RefSeq and is a predicted model, not a curated record. Bases 1 to 813 code for a protein of 270 amino acids. The transcript is spliced from 2 exons.